Phasianus colchicus (ring-necked pheasant) is the source of this 666-nucleotide messenger RNA. Lineage: Eukaryota; Metazoa; Chordata; Aves; Galliformes; Phasianidae. The record is from RefSeq and is a predicted model, not a curated record.
AUGGGGGUGACACUCAGGGGGGCACCGGGGCCAUAUGGGGGUGACCCUCGGGGGGCGCAGAGGAUAUACGGGGUGACGCUCGGGGGUCUCGGCCUGCAGGCGCAGUACUACGGCACCGUGUCCCUCGGGACCCCCCCGCAGACCUUCCGCGUCAUCUUCGACACCGGCAGCGCCGACCUCUGGGUGCCCUCGGCGCGGUGCUGCCGGCUGCACCUGGCCUGCUGGCUGCACCCCCACUACUACUCGGCGCUGUCCUGCACUCACCGCCCCAACGGGACCUCGUUCUCCAUCCAUUACGGCAGUGGCAGCCUGCGGGGCUUCCUCAGCCAGGACACACUGCAGAUCUCCAACGUGUCCCUGGAGGCCCAGACGUUUGCGGAGGCGGUGGCUCUGCCCGGCCUGACGUUCGCGACCGCGCGCUUCGACGGGGUGCUGGGGCUGGCGUACCCCGCGGCGGCGGCGGGGCCGGCGGUGCCGGUGUUCGACAACAUGAUGCAGCGGGGCAUCUUCAGGAACAACGUCUUCGCCUUCCGCCUGCGCAGCGGGACGUCGGGGGGCGAUGGGGGGGAGCUGCUGCUGGGGGGCUUCGAUGAGGAGCAUUUUGAGGGUCCCCUCCAUUACGUCCCCGUCACACGUCGUGCGUAUUGGCAGCUGCACAUGGACCGG